AUGAAUUCGAGUGAUCAUAACCACACUCCGGAUCCAAUCGCUGGAUCGAAUGGGACCGUCAACGGGCUCCCAAGUGGACAGCAGUUCCACCCGGCUGGCAUGCAGCAAAGUUUUAUUCGCCCCACACAGAUCGGUCAGCAGCCACCGACGGGCCUUCUUCUACAGUUCCCCGGGCAACAGCAACAGCAGCAGCAGUCGGCGCAAUCAUCAUCACACCACCUCUCAGCAUCCGACGCACUUCUCACCCAGCUCCUCCAACAGCAACAAGCAUUUGCCACACAAAUGCUCAACCAGCAGCAGGAAUUUAUGCGACAGCAGCAGGAAAUGUUCCUCCGUGCGAUGUCAUCGCUCAGCGUACAGGUACCGUCCAAUCCUGAAGUGAUUCUUGAUUCGCUGUCAAAUCACAUCAAAGAAUUCAGGUACGAUCCGGACAACAACAUCACUUUUGCUGCUUGGAAGCUGGGUGCUGCUGAACACGAACGGUACGUGAAUUUUAUUCUCCCCAAACUGCCGAAAGAUUACCCAUUCGACGAAACCGUGCGGAAAUUGGGAAUCUUGUUUGGUGCAGCUGAAUCACUCAUCAGCAAACGGUAUCGCUGCCUGCAAACAACAAAAUCACCCUCCGAGGAUUUUGUUACAUUUUCGUGCAGGGUAAACAAAAACAGCGUUGAUUUCGAGCUGAGUAAAUUAACCGAGGAGCAGUUUAAGUGCUUGCUGUUUGUUUGCGGGUUGAAGUCAGAGUGCGAUGCCGACGUACGUACCAGACUGCUAGCGAAGAUCGAAGAUCGGAACGACGUUACCCUGGAGCAGCUAUCGGAAGACUGCCAGCGGCUGAUGUGCCUUAAACGGGAUACAGCCAUGAUCGAGGGGACUACCGGACCAGCAGUGCAGUUCGUGGAGCGAAAUCAGCAGCGAUUUUCAAAAACCUUUCCGAAAAGUGUGAAACAUAGUGCAAACAAAAACAUUCCCCCAACCCCUUGUUGGAAGUGCGGCGCAAUGCACUACACUCAUGUGUGCCCCUAUAAGGACCACAAGUGUAGUGAUUGUGGCCAAAACGGACACCGUGAAGGUUAUUGUGUAACCGAAAAAGAAAGUGAAAGGCCCUAUCGCAAAAACCAAAACAAAAAUUUUCGGGCACAAUCUGUGAAAAUGAAAUCAGAGCAACAAAAACGAAAAUUCGUGCAAGCAAAAAUCAACAGUGCUGAAGUGCAGCUCCAGCUGGACACUGGGUCCGACAUCAGUGUUGUGUCGAAGCGUGUGUGGGAGAAAAUCGGGAAGCCUUCCACCACCCCCGCACUAGGCAAAGCAUCCACUGCUUCUGGUGCCCCCCUCCAGCUGCUUUUCAAAUUUGCAUGUGACGUCAACGUCAAUGGCCAGCAGCGCCGCGGCACAUUCUACGUGGUCGACAAAUCGCUCAACGUGCUUGGGAUCGAUUUGAUCGACGCGUUUGGACUCUGGUCGGUGCCGAUUUCAUCUUUUUGUGACCAGAUCACCAAACCGUCCACAUCUUUGAAUCAGCAUGAACCAGCACUUCACCACAGCACCUUUCCACCCACAAUCGAACGGUUUGGCCGAACGAUGUGUGGACACUUUAGCGAGCCAUUCGGGAAUUACGAGAGGGGAGAAGUUCGGAACCAAUAA
Uranotaenia lowii is the source of this 1641-nucleotide messenger RNA. RefSeq lists its product as uncharacterized. Gene Ontology annotation, biological process: proteolysis. The transcript is spliced from 2 exons. NCBI's taxonomy places the organism in Eukaryota, Metazoa, Arthropoda, Insecta, Diptera, Culicidae. The record is from RefSeq and is a predicted model, not a curated record. Gene Ontology annotation, molecular function: aspartic-type endopeptidase activity. Bases 1 to 1641 code for a protein of 546 amino acids.